Acanthocheilonema viteae is the source of this 204-nucleotide messenger RNA. The record is from the annotation of a GenBank genome assembly. NCBI's taxonomy places the organism in Eukaryota, Metazoa, Nematoda, Chromadorea, Rhabditida, Onchocercidae.
AUGACUGUAUUUGGUUGGUUGAUUGUUUGGUUGGCCCGGUUGUUUGGUUGGCCCGGUUGUUUGGUUGGACCGGUUGUUUGGUUGGGUGGUUGGUUGUUUGGUUGUUUGAUUAGUUGGUUGGUUGCUCGGUUGGUUGGCUGGUUGGCUGAUGAUGAUGAUGAUUAUGAUGAUGAUGAUGAUGAUCAUGGUGUUGGGACGGGAUGA